Messenger RNA from Drosophila innubila, 2423 nucleotides. RefSeq names its product myb protein (gene Myb). NCBI's taxonomy places the organism in Eukaryota, Metazoa, Arthropoda, Insecta, Diptera, Drosophilidae. Gene Ontology annotation, cellular component: nucleus. Gene Ontology annotation, biological process: regulation of DNA-templated transcription. Bases 140 to 2323 code for a protein of 727 amino acids. Gene Ontology annotation, molecular function: RNA polymerase II cis-regulatory region sequence-specific DNA binding; DNA-binding transcription factor activity, RNA polymerase II-specific. The record is from RefSeq and is a predicted model, not a curated record. The transcript is spliced from 2 exons.
CAUUAUUUAGUUCAACUGCAUCCAUCAAGUAUUGUAAGGUGCUUAUACUGCGGCGGCCACGUUUAUUUCUAUAUACGAUUUGAAACAUUGGACACUGAAGUCUAUCACUACUGCUCAUCGCGGAAACAUAAGUGACAACAUGGCAGAUGCGAACGUGACCGUGACCGAGACCAAUCUUGCCGACGAAAACAUGCAAUUUGAAACAAUAUCUGAGGAUUCGGAAACAUCUGAUUAUUCCGAUCAUGAUAAUGAUGUAUGUGAAACCCAUGAGAAUGGUACACAGGUACAGGCACAGGCUCCAGACAAAGAUACAGCAGCAGGCCGUCACUUGGAGGAUACAUUUGAAUCCCAAUGCAUGCAACUGGCCAAAGUAGAAGCGAAUGAAGCGGGUUUGGUUGAGAAUACCGAAAACGGUACAGCAGUCCAACUGCAAUUGCAACAGCAACUACAAACACAAUCACAAUCAAAGACAACGGGUCAUCCGAACUAUGGGUUUGGAAAGCGCUGGUCAAAAUCGGAAGACGUUUUGCUUAAAUCAUUGGUUGAGAAGCAUGGCGAAUGCUGGAAUAUUAUUGGAACACACUUUAAGGAUAGGCUCGAACAACAAGUGCAACAACGAUGGGCGAAAGUGCUAAACCCCGAGCUCAUCAAAGGCCCUUGGACACGGGAUGAAGAUGAGAAAGUCAUCGAGCUAGUAAGACGCUUCGGUCCCAAGAAGUGGACACUGAUUGCUCGAUAUCUGAAUGGUCGAAUCGGUAAGCAAUGUCGAGAGCGUUGGCAUAAUCAUCUUAAUCCAAAUAUCAAGAAAACAGCUUGGACUGAAGAGGAGGACAAAAUCAUUUACAAUGCCCACAUCAAGUUAGGAAAUCAAUGGGCCAAAAUUGCAAAACUUUUACCAGGACGUACAGAUAACGCCAUUAAAAACCACUGGAAUUCAACAAUGCGCCGUAAAUACGAUGCUGAACGUCGAACUGUUAAUCCGGCCACUGGCGGUGAUUUAAAAAGCUCACGCACUCAUCUAAUCACAUUAAUUAAAGCUGGUGGCAUCGGUAAGUGCUCACAAGCUUUAUAUUGCAAGCUAGCCCAGUUAAAUGGUAUUUCUAAUUCAAAUGCAACAAUAACUUGCAAUAAAUUAGACUUGUGCUAUAAAGAUAAAAAACAAGAGGAAGAUGCUGGUAAGGAUGUUGUGCAGGCUAAUGAUAUCACUGGAUCUACCAACAAUCGGAAUGCUGCUCAGACCACCACUAUAAGCUAUAUAGAUGAUGAACGUGCAUGUGAAAGACAUGAACAUGGUAAAGGAAAAGGCAUGUCUAUAGCAGCUCGAACUCUUCUUCAGUACGCUGAUCGGAAACUUAGUAGGCCAACCCCUAACAUACUGAAACGAUCCCGAAAACACAAUUCUAUCGAUGUACCGAAAAGUCAACAUAGCAGCAGUUGCUCGGAUGCACUGAAAGGCGACUUAAAAGCUGCCAAGCUGCCAGAAUCACCAAUUAUAACUCCUAUCAAAUCGCUACCCUUUUCGCCGAGUCAAUUUUUGAAAUCGCCUUGUCUUACAACUUUUGAAGAUAUGAAUUUACGAGCAAGCACUCCAGUCACUAAAAUAUACAACCGCGUGGGAAUGGAAAUCAAGAAAGAGCUGGAAUCAUCAUCAAUUGAAACACCACAUAAAAGUAUAGUUGGUCUUCGGACUCCAACCCCAUUUAAAAAUGCUCUCGCUGCCAUUGGCAAAAAGCGAGACGGUCGCUUCUAUGUUCCAUCCAGCCCAUCGAGUCUGGUUGAGGAUCUUGCUGAAAUUAUUAACGAAGAACAGAUGAUCGAUUCUUCCGAAAUCAACUCCAGCAAAUGUGGCACCGAAAAUGUUGAACGCGUAGACCUGUUGUCUGACCUUGAGUAUUCAUCAAAUGCUCUUUCGCAUAUAAGCGUCCAUUCGCCGGCAUCGAAACGUGCUAGGAAAUCAUUGCUUCCUAGUUGGACCGCAAACAUACAAUAUGGAAAAAAAACUCAUCCAUUUGAAACGGAGACACCAAGCAAAUUUCUAACUUCGGGUCAAUCGGUUGCACAUUUUUCCCCAAGCAAUGUUAUGAAGGACACAUUAUGCAGUGGACACGAUCUACUUUUCGACGAAGGCAAAAAAGAAAAUAGGCCGUACUGUCAUAGGCAUCUUCCGACUACAAUUGCGAAUGACAAUCUACUAGAUCCAAAAUGGGCCCGAGUUGCUUGUGGCAAAACCAAAGAUCAAAUAUUUAUGGAGAAGCAAGCAUAUGCAUGUCUUCAGAAUCUCGCAUUAAUGCCACGAUCUUUAAAUUUUGAGAAGCAAAAAUGAAUUCAUAAUAAAUGCGAAAAUAAUUCGAAAAAUCAUGUAUCUCUGUCUUCCAAGUAAAUAUCGCACCUAAACGAAACUAACAUAUCGCACAAAUUUAAAA